AAUAAUCUAUAAGCGGUUUAGCCGGAGCCUGAAUAGGCGCAACUCCGCUUUUAUUUUUCAUCAUGGCGAGCCUCCAUUCAGACGCGCCGGCUGCUCUGAAGGGGCGCGGUGAUGUGUCCAACAAUCAAAAGGCUGCCAACAACUUCCACAGCUUCAAGGCAGCUGACCUGGAUAUCCAGCUGUCCCUGACCCUGAAGCCCAAAUCGGACAUGUCCAACCUCGUUUUUGGGUCCGUCUUCACCGACCACAUGCUGACCAUACAGUGGUCUGCGACCGAGGGCUGGCAGGCGCCGCACAUCAAGCCUUUCGGAAACUUGUCUCUCCAUCCGGCCUGCUCAUGCUUGCACUACAGUGUGGAGCUCUUUGAGGGGAUGAAGGCGUACCGUGGCCCUGACAGCAAAGUGCGCCUCUUCAGGCCGAUGCUCAACAUGAACCGCAUGGCCAAGUCAGCCGAGAGAGCCUGUCUUCCUGCGUUUGAUCAGUCGGAGCUGCUGGAGUGCAUCAGGCGGCUGGUGGAGAUCGAACAGGACUGGAUUCCCCAGUCCGAGUCAGUCAGCCUCUACAUCAGACCUACCUUUAUCGGCACAGAGCCAUCUCUUGGUGUGAAGAAGCCAACAAAUGCCUUACUGUUUGUGAUCCUGAGUCCAGUGGGGUCCUACUUCAGCACCGGGAUAAAGCCGGUCUCUCUGUGGGCCGAUCCCAAGUACAUCCGGGCCUGGAGAGGAGGGACUGGAGACUGCAAAAUGGGAGGGAACUAUGGAGCGUCUAUCUGUGCCCAGCACGAGGCGGUGGAUAACGGCUGUCAGCAGGUGCUGUGGCUGUAUGGAGACGACCACCAGAUCACCGAGGUGGGAACCAUGAACAUCUUCCUCCACUGGAUCAAUGAGGAUGGAGAGGAGGAGCUGGCAACACCGCCUCUAGACGGCAUCAUCCUUCCUGGCAUAACCCGGCAGAGCAUCCUGGAACUAACCAAGAACUGGGGGGAGUUUAAGGUGACGGAGCGCUACCUGACCAUGGCGGACCUCUGCUGCGCUCUGAAGGAGCAGCGCAUCAAGGAGAUGUUUGGUGCCGGGACGGCCUGCGUGGUCUGCCCAGUGGGACGCAUCCUCUACCAGGGAGAGAACCUGCACAUCCCAUCUCAGGAGACAAACUCACAGCUGGCUUCCCGACUGGUCAAAGAACUCACAGAUAUACAGUACGGCCGCACCCCCAGCGACUGGGCUGUCCUGGUGUAGCAGAGACCGAGGAACCUGUAGCACACACACACACACGCACACACACAAAAUCACACAUGCAUCCACCCAUAAAGACAUAACACAAUACAACCACGCAGACAUUCAAAUGCCCAAAGACACAGUAAUCACGCACAUUGUGUAACAGUAACACACACAAAUAUACACUAAAAAUAUGUAAUAUGGUGCAAACUACUUAUUAGCACAAGUCUUGUGCAUGUAUGCAGUCUUUUAGAUGUGCAAUAAUCUCACUCUCGCUGCAAUAUGCUGGAUAGCCAAAGUCGAAGCCGAAGUGGCUCCGCAGUGAACGUCUUGUAGCUACAACUUUAAACUCCCUUACAACUUUAAUUAAUGACUAACGCGCAGGAAAACUGUCCACAGCAAUUAGCAAAACAUGAAGUGAUGCCUCACUAUGCACAUGCAAUACUGCACAAUAGCUUACAGUAUUUGACCACGACUCGCUCUGCUAGUUCUCUUUAUUUGAACAGAAUAAUGAACAGAGCACAGUUUUUAUAGUGCUUAAAUAUAAUAAUAAAUAAACGUAAUCAGACAAAGAUACAGUGUGGAUGGAUACAGAGGUAAAUGGGGCCUUAGUGCUCUGAUCACUACAUUGCCAUUACAAAUAUAGCUGACAGAAAUGAAAUGUACAGUGGUAGAGGAGGUCUCUAUCUGCGUGAAAAUCAUGUGAAAAUCAUUGUUAAUAUCCGUCUCCAUUGAUCCGAUGACAAGUGGACAACUGAGACAGAUCGCCAUUCAGUUGUUCAGAAUUUGUCUUAGUGAGCUCACUAACAAGGCAGGAAUUUGCACGACAAUUAAUUAAUCAAAUAAAUUAAAUAUAACCACUCACUCACAGGCACAUAAUACAUUAAUUAAAGUAAAAAACACAUAAUUGAAAAGCAAUCAUACAAUAGCAUAAGGGCAGAAAUAAAAUCCAAACAUGAAAACAAUAAAUGGAAUAAUGACACCCUCAGGGAAUUGAGUGCUUCAGGUGCAUUAAGAUGCACUUACAGUAAAAUGGAACCACAGAGGAUAAAGGGCUUUAAGUCCAUAUCUUGCAAAUCUGAAUUCCCCGUUUGACAUUCCGCUCGAGUUCACACUACAAACUACCACCACCUCCAAAACGUGAUUUGUGUGCUCGGAUCACUCAAGCUGCGCCGGAGCCUGUUCACACAGCACCGCCCGCUUCUGAUUCGAUCACCCGAGAGAUGCACGUUAAAACCAAAUGUGACCGUGAUCGUGGAGGGGAAGUGACGGACGGCACACUCCGCCUGGUCCAGCUGAGCUUCUCAGUGCUGAAACUAGAAGAUUGAUGAUUGUGCUGGAUGACUGAAAAGCAGUGUGUUGUUGAAAAAGAACAAAAAUAACAUAUAUACUAAUCAUAAUUUAGCCUGGAUCCAGCCUUUGUGAAUUGCCAUGAUCACUUUUUUUUUUGAUUGCGUGGUGAUCCCUGAGGUCUCAAACUGCUUUCAUUCCCCACGGCAGAUUUAAAACAGAAUCUACUCGAGAUGCCUGAUUGGCCGGUCAGCAAGAAAUGUUAGGGAUAAUCGGGAUCGAUAAAUUAAAAGAUGAAAAAUAGGACAGUUGAAAAGCUGUGCAAUGCCUGAUGAUGCACUCAGUUAACCUGCUAUGAUUGGUUUAAUGCUGACAAAUGGUCGUGGGACAAGCACUGACUUCAGUAAAUCACCUGUGAUAGAAACAGAGUUGAAUUACAGUGUGAUUCAUAGGGUCUGGAAACCAGGCUAAUCAUAAUAUGUAUUUUUUUUUUUUUUUUUUUAAUGUAGCACAUUCGCAAAGGUGGGAUGAAGUAAAUCAGCAAACAAAGAUGUUACUGUUGGCCCUCUAAUAGGUGCUUUCGUCAUUCACUUUACAGGGAAGUUGAACACUCAAAGACACAAUUAGCACAGUGAGUGAUUUUAAACAUCAGGAAUGGGAGAAACCAGCACUUCCUGUAGCACCUUGAAUCCGAUGGAGCUGCUGUAUCUAAACUAUUUAGCAUAACGAUAAUCUGUGUAGCAAGCAUUAUUUAUGCAAUUUGAUUUGUGGAGUUGUGUCGAUGUGAAUGUGUUGUUUGUGUUUGAUCAGAAGUAUGCCGUUCUCUUUUAUAUAGCUUGUGUGUUUUCAUUAUUGUUGUAAGGAUAGAGCUUUAUUUUUGAAUUGUACUGUAUACUGGUCCUUUAGAGAGAUUAAUUGUACUUUACCAAAGCUGAAAGAGAUUUCUGUAAAUGUGAGAUUAACACAGGGAGGAUUUUAUUAAAAUGAAAUAAAAUUAAAUUAAAAAAAAAAAAUCCAAAAUG
Molecule: messenger RNA, 3526 nt
Organism: Myripristis murdjan (pinecone soldierfish)
Lineage: Eukaryota; Metazoa; Chordata; Actinopteri; Holocentriformes; Holocentridae
Gene: bcat1
Product: branched chain amino-acid transaminase 1, cytosolic
Exons: 11
Coding region: 63-1235 (390 amino acids)
Biological process (GO): L-leucine biosynthetic process; L-valine biosynthetic process
Cellular component (GO): mitochondrion
Molecular function (GO): branched-chain-amino-acid:2-oxoglutarate transaminase activity
Source: RefSeq, a predicted model, not a curated record